Messenger RNA from Paecilomyces variotii, 297 nucleotides. RefSeq lists its product as hypothetical. The transcript has 2 exons. NCBI's taxonomy places the organism in Eukaryota, Fungi, Ascomycota, Eurotiomycetes, Eurotiales, Thermoascaceae. The coding region runs from base 1 to 297 and encodes 98 amino acids. The record is from RefSeq and is a predicted model, not a curated record.
AUGAACCCUGAUCCGAGUUCUAUCCUCAUCAACCCGCGCACAUUCGACGCCGCGGAGCGUAUCUCCGUUCUCCGGCAAAUGCUCCAGGAAGACACCGUGGAGGCCGGGCAGAGAAAGAAUAUUGCAACCGUGAUAGGACUGUACGAGAACGGGGAGCUGCCGAAUCCCGUGGGUGAAAUGGUAUGGCUUCAAGAUGGUAAGGUCUGCUCCAAAAGCGAUAUUGACGGUCAGACACCAUGGUGGGUGGAGGGAGGUGGAAUCCAACUCAUGGACAGGCCUCGUGAACCCACCCAGUAA